AUGUCUGCGAGCACGUGCGCAGUUGCCAACCAUGUCAGCAACGCAAGGCGCACCGACGUAUUCACGCGAUGGUCAGAGGUGUUCGCCGUGUCCAACGCGCUCAUGGGAAUGAUAGUGGCCCUCCUGGACAGCGAGGUGUUCCCCCGUUACGGGUACCCAAAGAUAUUACUCACAGACAACGGUACCCAGUUCACAGGGAGACGUUGGGCGGCAGACUGCCGAUGCUGGGGAGUUGAGCGUCACACUACCCUGACGUACCACCCGAGGGCGAACCCGAUGGAGCGACGCAACCAGGACAUCAAUGUUCAGUUGCAUCUCCGCCUGGGGGAUGAUCACUCGAAAUGGGACGUACACCUGCCCAAAUUGCUCUACUGCAUGCGCCGGCGAGUCAACGCCAUUACCGGCCAUUCCCCCGUGGAACUUCUCCACGGUCAAUACCUCGCCCUACCGGGCGAGCUGCAGGUCGCCGAGGCAUCAGGGGCAGUCACAUGCCCACCAGCCAUUGACCUAAGGGAAGAAGCACGACGGUACCAGGCCCAGUUCCUGGCCACCCGAACCCUGCAGUCAGCCACUCCCCCAACACCACUGGAGCCAGGGCAGAUGGUCUAUGCCCGGUGUCACCACCUGUCGUCUGGCGGGAAGAACUACUGCGCGGGGCUGAGCCCCAAGUGGGCGGCCCCCUGGGAGGUCUUGCGACGCCUAGGCCCCACCACAUACCUCAUCAGACUCGCAAAUGGUAGGGCCACAAAAAUCCACAGGGACGACCUGCAUCUCGUUUCCACCGCCGAGGAUCCCUCUGAGGGUGGGGAGUGUCCAGGGGCCCCCACCGCAAGCGCACCAGCAUCACGAGCCACGUCAAUAGUCGGCCAAUCACCCUACCACCAACCCACCACCAUGGACACCACAUCGCCGACAUCACCACUCCCAUCACCAGCUCCCCAUCCUACACCACCAGCCACGCCACCACCCACCACCUCACCCGCCGACAUGCAGGACGUGUGCCGGCCCACCAUCAUAGCUGACGUACCAUCACCGAUGUCACCGUUCGCAUCACCAGUCACAUAG
This is a messenger RNA of Bacillus rossius redtenbacheri, 1065 nucleotides long. RefSeq lists its product as uncharacterized. NCBI's taxonomy places the organism in Eukaryota, Metazoa, Arthropoda, Insecta, Phasmatodea, Bacillidae. Gene Ontology annotation, biological process: DNA integration. Gene Ontology annotation, molecular function: nucleic acid binding. The coding region runs from base 1 to 1065 and encodes 354 amino acids. The record is from RefSeq and is a predicted model, not a curated record. The transcript has a single exon.